GUAUGGUAUUUUGGUUGACAAAAUAAUAAAUCCCUCUCUCUCUCUCUCCAUCGAUGACCGCCACCUUACGGAUUCAUGCCCGCCUUGUGAUCACUGUUCAACAAGAAAACGCAAUCCCUCUUUUCACGCCAACAUGGCCGAUACCGCGCAGACCGAGAGGGCUUACCAGAAGCAGCCAACUGUCUUCGCAAACAAAAAACGAGCACUUGGAGUUGCAGUCAGCAAAAAGAAACUUCGUCAUGUUAGAAGUGUUGGUCUAGGAUUCAAAACUCCUCGUGAGGCAUACGAAGGCAACUACAUUGACAAAAAAUGUCCAUUCACCGGAAAUGUAAAAAUCAGAGGCCGAAUUCUCUCUGGAGUCGUCCGUAAAAUGAAGAUGCAGAGAACUAUUGUUAUUCGACGUGACUAUCUACAUUAUAUCAAGAAAUAUAAUAGAUAUGAGAAACGACACAGGAACAUGUCUGUUCACUUGUCGCCAUGUUUUAGGGAUGUCAAUCCUGGCGAUAUUGUAACGGUUGGAGAAUGCCGGCCAUUGAGCAAGACAGUUCGCUUCAAUGUUCUUAAGGUGAACAAAGCUUCAGGAGCAGCAAAGAAACAAUUUCAAAAAUUUUGAAAUAAAAUGCUGAUAUGAUAAA
This is a messenger RNA of Styela clava, 635 nucleotides long. Its product is annotated as small ribosomal subunit protein uS17-like. Gene Ontology annotation, cellular component: ribosome; cytosolic small ribosomal subunit. NCBI's taxonomy places the organism in Eukaryota, Metazoa, Chordata, Ascidiacea, Stolidobranchia, Styelidae. Gene Ontology annotation, biological process: translation. Gene Ontology annotation, molecular function: structural constituent of ribosome. The record is from RefSeq and is a predicted model, not a curated record.